Messenger RNA from Symbiodinium sp. CCMP2592, 855 nucleotides. The record is from the annotation of a GenBank genome assembly. Lineage: Eukaryota; Dinophyceae; Suessiales; Symbiodiniaceae.
AUGCGGUGUAGCGCUGCAGCGGUAAUUUGCUUGCUUGCGCUUCGCUGCGCAGCCCAUCCGUGUGACGAAGAGGUGUCCUCCGCAUGUCCGGAUCGGCCGGGUUCGGAGCUCGCGAGGUGUCUUAAGGACAAGUCCGAGCAUGAAAGCCCGACGGAGAUCUCCUCGGGCUGUGCGGAUUUCAUUGCAGUGAACGCCGCCUGUGCCGAGGACAUCACCAAGUUUUGCGACGAGGCAUUUUUCUCCGACGACACAGCGCUGUGUUUAAGCACCUGGACGUCUCCUGAGGAUUUAUCGAAGAAAUGCUCCGGUGUCCUCGAGUGGGCUCUGCCAAAGCCUGAGGCGGCAGAUGAUGAGGGUGGCCCUACUGAUGAGCUGGGCCUGUCAGAGAAGGACUACGCCGAGAAGCGUGAGUGGCAGGCGAAACGCAAGGCAGGCCGCAGCGCCGCCAUCGAAAAGAUCCGGCAAGACCAGAAGGAAGAGAAGGAGCUGGAAGCUCUGAAGAAGGAGGAUCCGGCUGCCUAUGCUCAGCUCGUUAAGGAACGCGAAGAAGCCAAGCGCAGCUUUGAGGAACUGAAGAAGCGCAAGCGGCUCAUGGCUGCUGCUGAGGAGCGCGAGCGCCGACAGAAGAUGGGGACCCCGGAUUCUGAGGAGGAGAGCGAGGAGGACGCAAAGAAGCGAAAGAGGAUAGAAGAGAGGAUGGAAAUUUUGCGGGAAGCGAAGAAGAAGGAACGAGUGAAUUGGCUGCCCUACGCGCUCGGCGGCCUUUUUGUUGCGUACAUCUUUUUCAACGUCCUGAAUGUCUUCGGCAGCGGGGACACAUCCAAGAAGGAUGAUGAUGACGACAAGGAUGAUUAG